UUAAUAAAAGAAGAUAGCACCAUGCUUGAUUUUCUGGCUUUCCCCCUUUCCUGUUUGCAGAGAAUAGAAAACCAAAACAUCCAUGAUUGAACCCUAAGUUUAAAAUUACCGGAUAGCCAAUUCCAACACUGUGAAAAAUUGUUCCAAUCAGGCUGUCUGAGGUCGGUGAACUUUAUUUCUACCAUGGCCAACAAAUCUCGAGAAGAGCCCAAGACUGCUCCUGAGCCUGAUCGGUGGUACAAUCUCACCCUUGGACCUUCCUUCAAAGAUGAAUCCUCCAACAAAUACUGCACGCUGCGAUAUGAAUUUAAGCCAGCUUCAGUUGAUAAGAAUAAGCCAGGAUUGUUACGCAAGACCAAAGAGAACAGGAUUUCUGUGGAAUUUCAGAACAACCAAAUAGGAAAACCCAAGGUGACAUUUGAGGGGAACAGUGAGGAUUACAAGGAAAACGAUGCUGUAUUGUUUUUUGAUGGUGAGACACUUCGAUUGGAGCGGCUUCAUAGGGCCGUAAAACAACUGCGACACCUACGAAUGCCUGGUGAAUCUGCAGGUGCUGCAGCUACAGCUGUGGCUGCUCCAUCUGGACCAGCUUUGGAUCCUCGAUCAUCCCCUGUUGGGAAGUCUGUAAAGCCAGCAUCUCUUGGCAGGAGCUCAUUUCAGGCUGUGCCAGUUGAGGUGGAGCGUAUUGAUAUUGGUGAACCUGAGAAUACCGGCGUCAAAGUUGGUUCGAAGAGGUCAUCUGAUUAUCUAAACGAACCGCCCAUUAAUGCCUCUCCAGAUGCGAAAAAUGAAGUCGAGGAACAUCACGAUAUUGACAUUAAAGACCUUUUUGGCAGCGAGUCACCGGAGGAUGACAAUAAUGUUGAAGAAAAAGAUAAUGUUGGAUUUGACAUGAAUGUUCCACACACGGAUGAUGAUAUUGUGGAUAUGGAUGAUAGCGGUGACGAGGUGGACAAAGGACACAAUCCUGCAGAAGCUCCCGAAACCCAGGCGAAUGCAGAGGGAAGGGAUGAGCAGACAUCUACUUCUAGCAGUAGCAGUGGAAGUGGCAGUAGUGAAAGUGGUAGUGGAAGUGGUAGUGGAAGUAGCAGCAGCAGUGACAAAGAAGACAGUGACGAAGACUCGGUUCAUUCAAUCUAAAGUUAUACGACACCAGUUUCAUUCUUUUUCUUUUCUCAUUAUUGGUCUUUACUUUUUUCAAAGUAAUCCAAUACAUAAUGAAUUGAAUGUGUUUCUCAGGCCUGGCUUGUGAAGGAUUAUCAAUAAUGUGCUAUAUUUUAUGUGUUUA
Messenger RNA from Vigna angularis (adzuki bean), 1288 nucleotides. RefSeq lists its product as uncharacterized. The record is from RefSeq and is a predicted model, not a curated record. The coding region runs from base 184 to 1140 and encodes 318 amino acids. Gene Ontology annotation, cellular component: super elongation complex. Gene Ontology annotation, biological process: regulation of transcription elongation by RNA polymerase II; positive regulation of DNA-templated transcription. Gene Ontology annotation, molecular function: transcription elongation factor activity. Lineage: Eukaryota; Viridiplantae; Streptophyta; Magnoliopsida; Fabales; Fabaceae. The transcript is spliced from 5 exons.